Tachysurus fulvidraco (yellow catfish) is the source of this 1494-nucleotide messenger RNA. Its product is annotated as endonuclease domain-containing 1 protein-like. Gene Ontology annotation, molecular function: metal ion binding; hydrolase activity; nucleic acid binding. The record is from RefSeq and is a predicted model, not a curated record. The transcript is spliced from 4 exons. NCBI's taxonomy places the organism in Eukaryota, Metazoa, Chordata, Actinopteri, Siluriformes, Bagridae. Bases 1 to 1101 code for a protein of 366 amino acids.
AUGGAACCAGACUUUUGGAAAUCUCCAUCAGGGUCAGUCAGUGAGGAGAAAGUGGAGAGCAGGAGCACCAGAGCGAGAAGCUUCAUCCUGAUACACGGUGGAGGAGUGUGUGAUGAGGAAGAGUUAUCUGAGAGCAGGAGAGCGAGAGACCAGUCGGUUCUUCUACAGUUAAAGCUCACUAAAAUAAGAUCUCCUGUGUUCAUCUCACUUCAUCUACUGAACUUCAACAUCAGUUUCCAGCAGCUUGUGGACCCGAAAAAAACAAGUGACAUCAUCAUCCCCACUAUUUUCACUGGACGUCAGUAUAAGACGAUCUGUCAGCGCUGGAACAACAAAUACAGGUUUGCCACCGUGUACGACACUGAGAGGAGGAUCCCUAUUUACUCGGCUUACACAUUCUCAGGGAAAAAUAUGACUAAACGCAGCGAUGAGUGGAAAAUUGAACCUCAGCUGGAAAAUAUUGAAGAAUAUGAAGACUUGAAAGAGAUGAUUGAUUCCCCGAGAGAAGCAGGAAAGAUAGUUAACCAGGCCGUGAGCUCUGAUUAUACAGGUACAGGGUUUACUAGAGGUCACGUGUUUCCAUACCAGUUUGCUGCUAAUCAGGAUCAAGCAGAUUCCACCUUCACUUUAACUAACGUAGCUCCACAAACAGCGGACAGCAACCAAGAAUGGGCUGCACAAGUGGAGGAACCGAUGCUUAAUGAAAUACAUCAAAGCUGCAGACUCGACCAAAAUAACAAGGCGUACAUUGUGACCGGAGUCGUCCCAGGGAAGAACUGGAUAAACAUAACAAGAGAUGGAGAAGUAAAUCAAAAAGGAAUUAACAUUCCCAGUCAUUUUUGGAGCGCUUACUAUUGCAGGAAUAAAACAGAUUAUAAGAAGAUCAUAGAGAAGACCUACUUAGCUGAGCUAGACAAAUUUAAUCUCAGGCACCCCGACAUUAACAACCUGAAUAGACGACUGUCUGAUCUGUAUAGUGACGUGGGAUGUAUAAAAAAGGGGAUAUCUUUUUAUGUGUUCCCUGGUUUAGACCUUGAUAAUUACCAUGUGGACCUCACAGAUCCAAGUCAAGUACAAAUCAGAUAUGAAACCGAUUUAUAAUCCGAAUUAUGUGUCAUGAAUCUGCACAAAAUAUCACAUAAUAGCAAAGCAUUUCAUAAGGAUCAUAAAAUCAGCUUCUUGGUUGCUUCACUCUCUCUCUUUCUCUCAAUAUACUAUAAAUAAUUCUAUACAAGUAAAUAUUGUAACAGAUGCAUAAUUAUUCACCCUGAAACUCUGAAGCAGCUUCCACCAGAUGUAACUGCAUGAAUUAUGUAUGUAAUGUUAUUAAGUAUGUAUGUAAUUAUGAUGUAAUGAGUAAUUGAAUGGAGUUAUUCUGUGUGCAACUGUGACACAUGUCGAGUGUUCAGUGAUCUCAGGAUGCCUGUUGCUGUAAGAACUCAGGGUUCUGAGAACAUAUGAAACAUUUAUAUUUAAUAAAGAUGGUUAAAAAUA